GAAUGCAAGCAAACAGCAGCAGCUGGUCUGUAUUUUUUUAAAUGGCAAAGUCACAAACAAUAGCAACUGCUUUUAGAGUGAGCAGAUAGUUUGCUUUCUUUUUUUUCAAAUGGAACUCACUUUUUAAGUGAUGACAUGCACUUGGGGGUAGGUAGGUGUGAGUCCAUUUGUGUUUUGAAAUCCCAAAUUAAUGAGCAUGAUAAACUGCUAUUGCUGGCCCUGUCUGACUCUCUACUCUGAGUAAUUGGUGGGUUCCCCCCAACCUUCUCCUAACCCCCACCCUUUCCCUUUCCAUUGACUUGGGACAGUCCUUGUCAAAGUGCCAAUCACAGUGGGGAGGAGGAGAAGGGGGGAGGUCACAGUGCAUGGGGUUCAAGGUCACAGUGGGCGGAGCAACGGGGAUCACCAGGGAAGUAAGUCAGAUUCCCACUGCUCAAGUCCAGCUGUCUGCCACGGCAGCGCAACCCUUGGCGGACGACCCAGGACGCGCUGACGCGGCAGUCGCGCCAUCUCUUCUUGACUGCAUUUAUCUGAGCUGUUUGAAGCCGUGUGACACAUCAGGACCCAGAGGCUGUCUGAUCACAUUAUUGGGCUGCCUGCUGUCUUCGGGUUAGGAGAUCCUGGUUGGCCUGAAGGGAAGAAGAUCAGAGGAAGACCUAUCGAGGAUGGGUUUCUCCUGCUUCUCCUCGGGGCCGGUGCUGCCCAGGAUCCACUUCCUGGCCUCGGUGUACUCGGCCUCCCACUGUGCCAGGGACUUGACUGGAAGGGCGGGCCUGCUAGCGGACUUGGGGCUGCUGACCACACCGUUGCUGGUGGGCCUUUUGAGGAUGCCGACCUGUGGAGGGGCUCUUGGGGGAAAACUAUCGUCCUGAAUCACAAUGGGCACUUUGGGAGAUUUGGAUUUCCUGCUCUCUUUCUGUGUGAUCUUCAGUUUUUUUUCCAGACGUCUAUUUCCCCACUGUCUGCUGCCUCCACUCAGCUCUCAGCGACCUCCUCAUAUUCCAUCUUACUCGCCACUUUCCAGAUCGCUUGCUUUCUUAUUUCCACAUUUUCUCUGACUUUUGCAGUAUUCAAUAUUAUUACUUGAUUCUGAUUUUUCAGACAUCACUAUAUGGUCCUUGGCUUUUUGGUCGUUCCUCUCAUUCCUUUGCUGUUUCAAGCUCUGUUCCCAGCCUAAGCUUUUUACCACUGAAUUCUGUUCUGUGACACAUUACUUAAAACUAACCCAACUUUUCAUUCCCUCCAGACUUUUUUUGGUAAGCAGUAUCAUCAUGCUUUAGGUGGACACUGAGUCAUACUGCUGUGGUAGUGCUGGUACACGUAGUUUUGAAUACCAGGUUCUUGAGUGAAUCCUUUUUGCUUCUCUCUUUCUCUCCCCCACCCCUGCUUCUCCCUUCUGCCUUCAUUUCUGAUCCUUCUUUUCUGGUUCCAUUAGAAAAGGACUAAUCUUAUCAGUUCUGCCUUUUUUUCCUGCUCUAAUAAUUUUGUCAAGAGAAUUUUUUCAAAGCACAAGGCUAAUGAGAAGGCGGAAAGUCGGUCCAGAAGGCAGCUAGCCCGACUAUUCUGAGUCUGAAUCUACUCUUGGUGGUCCUGUUAAAAUACAGUUUGAAGCAAAUCACCUGUUUUUAUGCUCCUAAUGUCUACUCUGUCAAAAGCCCAAAUUUCCUUGCUUGGCAUUUAAGGAGACUCCAAGUUCUUAAAACUUCUUCUUGACUUUCAUGCAAGUCAAACAGAUUUAUUUAUUGUAUCUCAAACAGUCCUCUUAUAUUUUCCUUUCUGUAUUUUUUGAUAGUUUUCUUGUGCCUGGAAUAUUCUCUGCUUUUAUUUAAGUCUCACCAUCUUUCAAGACACAAAAUAUGUGUGAUCUCUGAGGCCUUUCUGAACUGCCCCUAGCAUUUACUAAGCAAUUAAUUCUGUCUCUGAACUUUUAUAGCACAAACCCAUUCGUUCACUUGAUAUUUAACAAAUAUCAACCUCUAUCACUUAUCUCUUUUUUUUUUUUUCUUCUGAGAUGGAGUCUUGCUCUGUCACCCAGGCUGGACUGCAGUGGCUCGAUCUCUGCUCACUGCAACCUCCGCCUCCCGGGAUCAAGCGAUUCUUCUGCCUCAGCCUCCCAAGUGGCUAGGAUUACAGGCGCCUGCCACGGCGCCCGGCUAAUUUUUGUAUUUUUAGUAGAGACAAGGGUUCACCAUCUUGGCCAGGCUGGUCUCGAACUCCUAACCUCGUGAUCCGCCCACCUCAGCCUCCCAAAGUGCUGGGAUUACAAGCGUGAGCCACCGUGCGCAGCCUAUCACUUAUCUUUUCAUGCUUACAUUUUCUCACUGCUUGAGAUUUUCUUUCAUCCAGGGUCAAGCACUGAGUCUAUUAGAAACCCCACUGUAUUUGAUCUGAUGAAGAUGAGAUAAUCUUUUUAAAAGCCACAUAUUAAAUCUCUUAAGUUAAUAAUAUUGGCGAUCAACUUAAAUCAACUGAGUGACCACUAUGUUUAAGGAAGUUUCCUUUCUGGUAGGCUGGGAAGCGGGAGAAGGGAAAGAUAUAACUUUAUUAAAAAAAAGCUGCAGAAGGGAAGGAUAUAACUUUAUUAAAAAAAGGUCCUUGUUCACAAGGAGCUAAUCACUUACUGGCCAGAGAAGAAAGGUGUUCCUUCUUUGCAAUGGCUGUGUUUUUGGGUUUAGCUAACUCAAUUCUUUAUGUCCUCAAUUUAUGAGACCGCAUCAAAAACGUUUUUGCCACAUCUCUGUGGGCAAGUAGGUGAGUCAGAAUGAGUGCAUAAUAUAUAAAUAUAUAUUUUAAUGAUAAUGAAUGUGUAGAUUAACAAACCCAAACUUUUUUUUUUUUUUUUGAGAGUCUUGCCCUGUCGCCCAGGCUGGAGUGCAGUGGCAUGAUCUCGGCUCACUGCAGCCUCCGCCUCCCGGGUUCACGGGAUUGUCCUGCCUCAGCCUCCGGAGUAGAGUAGCUGGGAUUACAGGUGACCGCCACCACGCCCGGCUAAUUUUUGUAGUUUUUAGUAGAGACGGCGUUUCCCAUGUUGGCCAGGUUGGUCUUGAACUCCUGACCUCAAGUGAUCCACCCGCCUCGGCCUACCCAAAGUGAUGGGAUUACAAGCGUGAGCCACCGCGCCCAGCCAAACCCAAACAUUCUUAAAAGCGCGGAGUAACCGCUCCCCUCCCCACCAACGGUAACCAGCGUUUUUCUUCUCCAACCAGAGCAGCUGUAUGCACCGGUGUAUAAGCCUGCCUUAAGUGCUAUUUUUAAUCUUUUUUAAAAACAGGCCUUAAAAUAACUCAUUUGUGUACAACUCCAGCGGCUGGUGGAGUGGGCUUAAUAUAUUAAACAGCUGUUAAUUUUGGUUUCUUUUUGGUAACAGCGACACGGAGAUCCAUAUUUGUCGCGGUUUCCACCGCGAGCGAGAAGUGUAAACACAAGAAAUACAAACAUAGCGCAACGGCUAAAGGAGUGUGACAGCGCCAAACCUGGCUGGCUCCGCGCCGGGCCGAGCCCCACCCGCUCAGCUCGCGGCCAAGACCCCCACCCCGCCUCAGAGCCCGCCGCGCCCGCGGGGCGACACCCCCCACUCAAUCAUCCGGGAGGUGGUGCGGCCGAGCCCCGGACUCAAUUGGCGGAAGCGGGGCCGGUUGUGUGCGCGCGCACAAAUGCCCGGAUGCGACGCGACGACCCGCGCGCUCCCCUCGGGCGGUAGGGGGCGAGCACCGAGGCACCGCGGCGAGCUUGGCUGCUUGUGGGGCCUGUGUGGCCCUGUGUGUCACGAUGGAGCAAGAAGCCGAGCCCGAGGGGCGGCCCUGACCCCUCUGACCGAGAUCCUGCUGCUUUCGCAGCCAGGAGCACCGUCCCUCCCCGGAUUAGUGCGUACGAGCGCCCAGUGCCCUGGCCCUGAGUGGAAUGGUCCCCGAGGCCCAGGGCGUCGUGCUUCCGCGCGCCCCGUGAAGGAAACUGGGGAGUCUCGAGGGACCCCCAACUCCAAGCGCGAAAACCCCGGAUGGUGAGGAGCAGGCAAAUGUGCAAUACCAACAUGUCUGUACCUACUGAUGGUGCUGUAACCACCUCACAGAUUCCAGCUUCGGAACAAGAGACCCUGGUUAGACCAAAGCCAUUGCUUUUGAAGUUAUUAAAGUCUGUUGGUGCACAAAAAGACACUUAUACUAUGAAAGAGGUUCUUUUUUAUCUUGGCCAGUAUAUUAUGACUAAACGAUUAUAUGAUGAGAAGCAACAACAUAUUGUAUAUUGUUCAAAUGAUCUUCUAGGAGAUUUGUUUGGCGUGCCAAGCUUCUCUGUGAAAGAGCACAGGAAAAUAUAUACCAUGAUCUACAGAAACUUGGUAGUAGUCAAUCAGCAGGAAUCAUCAGACUCAGGUACAUCUGUGAGUGAGAACAGGUGUCACCUUGAAGGUGGGCGUGAUCAAAAGGACCUUGUGCAAGAGCUUCAGGAAGAGAAACCUUCAUCUUCACAUUUCGUUUCUAGACCAUCUACCUCAUCCAGAAGGAGAGCAAUUAGUGAGACAGAAGAAAAUUCAGAUGAAUUAUCUGGUGAACGACAAAGAAAACGCCACAAAUCUGAUAGUAUUUCCCUUUCCUUUGAUGAAAGCCUGGCUCUGUGUGUAAUAAGGGAGAUAUGUUGUGAAAGAAGCAGUAGCAGUGAAUCUACAGGGACGCCAUCGAAUCCGGAUCUUGAUGCUGGUGUAAGUGAACAUUCAGGUGAUUGGUUGGAUCAGGAUUCAGUUUCAGAUCAGUUUAGUGUAGAAUUUGAAGUUGAAUCUCUCGACUCAGAAGAUUAUAGCCUUAGUGAAGAAGGACAAGAACUCUCAGAUGAAGAUGAUGAGGUAUAUCGAGUUACUGUGUAUCAGGCAGGGGAGAGUGAUACAGAUUCAUUUGAAGAAGAUCCUGAAAUUUCCCUAGCUGACUAUUGGAAAUGCACUUCAUGCAAUGAAAUGAAUCCCCCCCUUCCAUCACAUUGCAACAGAUGUUGGGCCCUUCGUGAGAAUUGGCUUCCUGAAGAUAAAGGGAAAGAUAAAGGGGAAAUCUCUGAGAAAGCCAAACUGGAAAACUCAACACAAGCUGAAGAGGGCUUUGAUGUUCCUGAUUGUAAAAAAACUAUAGUGAAUGAUUCCAAAGAGUCAUGUGUUGAGGAAAAUGAUGAUAAAAUUACACAAGCUUCACAAUCACAAGAAAGUGAGGACUAUUCUCAGCCAUCAACUUCUAGUAGCAUUAUUUAUAGCAGCCAAGAAGAUGUGAAAGAGUUUGAAAGGGAAGAAACCCAAGACAAAGAAGAGAGUAUGGAAUCCAGUUUGCCCCUUAAUGCCAUUGAACCUUGUGUGAUUUGUCAAGGUCGACCUAAAAAUGGUUGCAUUGUCCAUGGCAAAACAGGACAUCUUAUGGCCUGCUUUACUUGUGCAAAGAAGCUAAAGAAAAGGAAUAAGCCCUGCCCAGUAUGUAGACAACCAAUUCAAAUGAUUGUGCUAACUUAUUUCCCCUAGUUGACCUGUCUAUAAGAGAAUUAUAUAUUUCUAACUAUAUAACCCUAAGAAUUUAGACAACCUGAAAUUUAUUCACAUAUAUCAAAGUGAGAAAAUGCCUCAAGUCACAUAGAUUUCUUCUCUUUAGUAUAAUUGACCUACUUUGGUAGCGGAACAGUGAAUACUUACUAUAAUUUGAAAUGAAUAUGUAGCUUAUCCUUUACCCCUACCCCUAAUUUUAAAUAAUUUCUACUCUGUCUUAAAUGAGAAGUACCUGUUGUUUUUUUUUUAAAUAUGUAUAUGACAUUUAAAUGUAACUUAUUAUUUUUUUUGAGACGGAAUCUCACUCUGUCACCCAGGCUGGAGUGCAGUGGCGUGAUCUCGGCUCACUGCAAGCUCCGCCUCCCGGGUUCACACCAUUCUCCUGCCUCAGCUUCCCAAGUAGCUUGGACUACAGUCGCCUGCCACCACACCUGGCUAAUUUUUUGUACUUUUAGUAGAGAUGGGGUUUCACCGUGUUAGCCAGGAUGGUCUCCAUCUCCUGACCUCGUGAUUCGCCCACCUCGGCCUCCCAAAGUGCUGGGAUUACAAGUGUGAGCCACCGCGUCCGGCCUAAAUGUCAUUUAGUACCUUUGAUGUAAAGAGAAAAUGUGUGAAAGAUUUAGUUUUUUGGUUUUUUUUUGUUGUUGUUUGUUUGUUUGUUUGGUUGUUUGGAGAUGAGUCUCUGUCCCCCAGGCUGGAGUGCAGUGUCAUGAUCUAGCAGUCUCCGCUUCCCGGGUUCAAGCCAUUCUCCUGGCUCAGCAUCUGGAGCAGCUGGGAUUACAGGCAUGCACCACCAUGCCCAGCUAAUUUUUGUAUUUUUAGUAGAGAGAGGGUUUUACCAUGUUGGCCAGGCUGGUCACGAACUCCUGACCUCAAGUGAGGUCACCCGCCUCAGCCUCCCAAAGUGCUGGGAUUACAGAUGUGAGCCACCAUGUCUAGCCAAGAAUUAGUAUUUAAAUUUUAGAUAUUCUUUUUUUUUUUGAGACAGAAUCUUGCUCUGUCACGGAUGCUAGAGUGCAGUGGAGUGAUCUCGGCUCACUGCAACUUCUGUCUUCUGGGUUCAAGCUAUUCUCCUGCCUCAGCCUUCCAAGUAACUGGGAUUACGGGCAUGUGCCACCAUACCAGCUGAUUUUUUUGUAUUUUUAGUAAAGACAGGGUUUUACCAUGUUAGCCAGGCUGAUCUUGAACUCCUAAACUCAAGUGAUCUACUCACCUCAGCCUCCCAAAGUGCUGGGAUUACAGAUGUGAGGUACCGCAGAUUUUUGAUACUCUUAAACCUUCUGAUCCUUAGUUUCUCUCUCCAAAAUACUCUUUCUAGGUAAAAAAAAAAAAAAAAAAAAAAGCUCUUAUAUUUGGUGCUAUGUAAGUGAAAAUGUUUUUUAGAUUUUCUUGAUGUAACAAUAGAGACAGGGUCUCCCUAUGUUGCCCAGGCUGGUCUCGAACUCCUGGGCUCAAGACAUCCUCCUGUCUCGGCCUCGCAAAGUGCUAAGUAGGAUUACAGGCGUGAGUCACCACACCCAGCUGUAAAAAUGUACUUAUUCUCCAGCCUCUUUUGUAUAAACCAUAGUAAGGGAUGGGAGUAAUGAUGUUAUCUGUGAAAAUAGCCACCAUUUACACGUAAGACAAAACUUGUUAAAGCCUCCUGAGUCUAACCUAGUACAUCAGGCGCUUUUUCACACACAAAAAAAUCCUUUUUGGGAUUUAAUGGAAUCUGUUGUUUCCCUCUAAGCUGAAAAACAACUCUAAGACACUUUAAAGUACCUUCUUGGCCUAGGUUACAUGGUUCCCAGCCUAGGUUUCAGACUUUUGCUUAAGGCCAGUUUUAGAAACCCAUGAAUUCAGAAAAGUUAAUUCAGAAAUUUGAUAAACAGAAUUGUUAUUUAAAAACUAACUGGAAAGAUUGUAAGUUCUUUCUGAAUUAUUCAGAAAUUAUGCAUCAUUUUCCUUCAAGAAUGACAGGGUCAGCAUGUGGAAUUCCAAGAUACCUCUUGACUUCCUCUCAAGCUCUGUGUUUGGUCAGUGGAGGCCUAUCCGAGCUCAGCACUGAGAAGUGUUAGUUUCUUUGGGGCCCAUCUGCCCUGACCACAUCAUGAUGUUCAUCUGCAGCUAUUGCAAGGUGUUCAGACUGUGUAAACAUAAAUGUCACAAAAACUUUAAAAGAAGUGCAAUUCUCACAAGAUUAGGUGAACUAAAGCAUUCUGAAAAGCAACUGCUAAUAAUGAGCUUACAGUGGAUUUGAAUUUGAAAAAUAUAGAAACAAGCCUGUCAAAUAUCUGCAAGAACUAUGGAAUAAAACUACUGAUGCAGUGAAGACAGUUGAAAAGAUCAAACAAAUGCCAAGCUAAAUUUAUAAUGAACAAAUUGAAGAAAAAGGACUACAGAAAGUUCAGGACAUCAAAGAAGUCAGGCAAAACUCAUCUUGACCCCUCUUGCAGGCAAAGGAAAGCAGCUGGAAGAAAAGAUGAUAUAACAGUUAAAACAGGAUGCAGACAUGGCAGAGGUUUCCUAAAAAUCUCAUUAUCUAUAACCAUUUCUAUAUUUACAUUUGAAAAUCUCCUUUGGAGACUUAGAACCUCUAAAUUAUUGACUUAUUUUUUAUAUAAGGUCACUCCGAUGAAAGGUGAUUACAAAAUCAUCUACAUUGCUGUCUACAAAACAUCAGCUAAUAUGGAUGUUUGAUCGCAUCUCAUUGUUAACUCUUUACUGGUAGAUAUGUUUGUAAAUACAGAAGUGAAAUGUGGAUAUAAAAUAGUUAACGCUAUUUGGUUAAUGGUACUAGACAACAUGUAAUUAAUGACAUUCAAAAAUUUAUGGCUAGUGAUAUAUAUAAAGUAAAAUUUUCUUUGCAGUAAAAUAUGCCCUUUAUUAUAGAAGGGAGGAUAUAAGGAACCAACAGUUUGUAUGAAAAUAGCUCAAAUAAUAUUUUAAGAUUUCUUAUUUUGGUUUAUUAGCAUCUUAGAACAAAAUGGCCUUAUAUAAUGAAGCCUAGUUAGGCUGGACUGUUUUGAUCUCUUUUAAUUGUUCUGACAGAUAGUUGGAGAUGAGAGCCGAAUAACGUUUGCCUGAAAUGACUGACACUAUAUAAUUUCUGCUUUGGCAAAUACUAAGUUCUAACUUGUCAUUCCUGGUAGAACAAGCUUUAUUUUUUGAGCCUAGCAAUGAUCUAGAAGCAGGUGUUAUCUCAGUGCCUUUUACAAUUUGUUGUGUGGUUUGUUUUUUUUUUAAAAAGCCACACAAUAAUUUUGGAAAACAGUGUAUGGGUAGAACAUCUGUCUGUUAAUUGCACACAAAACCACUUUUAAUGGGUACAAAGUUAAAUUCGGAGGAAUAAGUUCUAGCUGAAGUAUUAUGAACUCCAAAUAAUGCUUUGAGGACCUCCAAAGGUAAAAGUACUAAUCCCUUUGGCCAUUUAUUGAGAGAGAGAGAGAGAGUAGGGUGACUAUAGUUAAUGUAUUGAAUGUUCUUGCUACAAAUAAAUGAUAAAUGUUUGAGCUGAUGGAUGUGCUGAUUACACUGAUUUGAUCGAUACCCAUUGUAUGUGAAACAGUACACACACCAUAUUUACAAUUAUGUAUCAGUUUAACAUUUAGAAUUUCUAAUAUAAGUAUCUCUCAAACUGUGGAUUAACUUCUUGAUUUAUAUUUAAAUAUGAAUCUUAAGCAAAAUAGUGAAAAUAACCAUCUUGAUUUAGUGUUUUUCUCCCAUAUGUGAAUUGUAUAUACUUAGGUGAGGACAAUCAAAUCAACUGAACUGUAAGCUUAGAGUAGGACUCAGGGGUAAUUUUGCACAGCAACUUUACUAAUGGUACAUUGUUGCUUCAAAACUCUCUCUCUCUCUCUCAAUAAAUGGCCAAAGGGAUUAGUAGUUUACCUGUGGAGGUCCUCAAAGCGUUAUUUGGAGUUGAUAAUACUUCAGCCACAACCAAGCAGAUUUUUUUUUUGGAGGUCCUCGAAGCAUUAUUUGAAGUUGAUAAUACUUCAAUUUGGAGUUGAUAAUACUUCAGCUAGAAUCUAGUAGAAUCUGUUUUUUUCCUUUGGAGGUCCUCAAAGCAUUAUUUGGAGUUCAUAAUACUGAAGGUAGAACCAAGCAGAAUCUUUUUUUCUGAGGAGUGUCGGUAGCAUAAAUGUGAUUAUAAACAAAGUACACUUGAUAUAUGUAGGCAAUGACAGCUAUUUAUACAAAAUUUAAAUCUGCAAAUGGAUUCAGCAUGUUUAUGGGUUAUUAAAAUUGUCUAAUUUCUUAGGUUCUUUAUAGUACACGUGUUGAAAAUAAAUGAUUAAGAAUUGUUUCAAGAAUGCAA
This is a messenger RNA of Pongo pygmaeus (Bornean orangutan), 9812 nucleotides long. RefSeq names its product MDM2 proto-oncogene (gene MDM2). Gene Ontology annotation, molecular function: p53 binding; identical protein binding; ubiquitin protein ligase activity. Gene Ontology annotation, biological process: negative regulation of apoptotic process; protein ubiquitination; regulation of cell cycle. Gene Ontology annotation, cellular component: nucleus. The record is from RefSeq and is a predicted model, not a curated record. Bases 3998 to 5491 code for a protein of 497 amino acids. NCBI's taxonomy places the organism in Eukaryota, Metazoa, Chordata, Mammalia, Primates, Hominidae. The transcript is spliced from 11 exons.